AUGUCAUCGAAGCCGGGCGCGACGGCCGCCGGUGCGGCGGGCGGGGAUGCGGCUGCAGCAAGUGGGUCAUGCAGCGUUGAAGGUCUGAAGUUGCCUAUAGGGCAGCACGGUGAGGGAAUUGUAGAGAAGACUGAAGGGGCGCAGGGCAGAGAUGACGCCUCGGAUGCCAGCUCCUUUGUGGGGGAGGGCCCAGGAGAAACUGCUGCGGCACCAUCCCCAAAAAAGAAGAAAUGGGGUAUCCCAUUGUCUGGCAUUAUCGACACACUGUUUCUUGGUCUGGGUGGACUUGGGGUGUACCACACCGUGCAGCAAAAAUACAUAGAGAAGAGAUCUGUGGAGUUCAUUGUUGGCCUGGUCUGGGGCGCAUGGUCAGGACUGCGAUUUGCCAGCAAAUACAAGAAGAACAAGAGGCGAAAGGACAGGGUGGGCAACAUCCUUGCUGUGGAGAUGGGCGAGAAGGGCAUCAUAGCCGUGACGCAGGGUGCCCCAUACUGGCUGACAUUGGAAGAGAACGAAAAGGUGGAGUGGCUGAAUGCAGUCAUCGAGCAGGCUUGGCCAUUCUACGAGGCAGCCAUAUGCAAACAGGUGGUUGCAACCGUGGAGCCCAUCCUGCAGAAGAGCAAGCCACCAUUCAUAUCCAAACUGUUUUUCAAGAAGAUGACAUUUGGGGGUGUUCCCUUCAAGCUCACCCAUAUGAAGACUGUCCGGGUGUCCAAGCGCGAGAUCGUGCUGGAAGCAGGGUUGAGGUGGGAUGGCACGGCACAGGUGGCCAUCGGUGUCGAUCUCUUUGGCACUCACAUUGCACCCAGUAUCACACGCAUCAAUUUCUUUGCCCAGGCUCGCAUCACAUUGGGACGUCUGUGUGACAAGAUCCCGGGCUUUGGUGUCAUGCUGGUCGCAUUUCAGGACCCGCCACUG
Molecule: messenger RNA, 918 nt
Organism: Ostreobium quekettii
Lineage: Eukaryota; Viridiplantae; Chlorophyta; Ulvophyceae; Bryopsidales; Ostreobiaceae
Source: the annotation of a GenBank genome assembly